UUUGGUGGAAGAAGUGCUUUCUGCUUAGCGAGGGUCCCGCAAUGUCUAGUUUCUAGUGUUAAGGAGCCCUUUCAGAUCCAGGGACUGAAGGGUUAUUCUUGUGGUGCUAGAGCUAUGCAGCUGGAGCAUUGUCUUUCUCCCUCUAUCAUGCUCUCCAAGAAAUUUCUCAAUGUGAGCAGCAGUUACCCACAUGCAGGCGGAUCUGAGCUUGCCUUGCAUGAUCAUCCCAUUAUCUCGACCACUGACAACCUGGAGAGAAGUUCACCUUUGAAAAAAAUUACCAGGGGGAUGACGAAUCAGUCAGAUACAGACAAUUUUCCUGACUCCAAGGACACACCAGGGGACGUCCAGAGAAAUAAACUCUCUCCCGUCUUGGACGGGGUCUCUGAGCUUCGUCACAGUUUCGAUGGAUCUGCUGCAGAUCGCUAUCUGCUCUCUCAGUCCAGCCAGCCCCAGUCCGCUGCCUCUGCUCCUAGUACCAUGUUCCCUUACCCCAGCCAGCAUGGACCCGCUCACCCAGCCUUUUCUAUCGCCAGCCCCAGCCGCUACAUGGCUCACCAUCCUGUGAUCACCAAUGGAGCUUACAACAGCCUCCUGUCCAACUCUUCUCCGCAAGGUUACCCAACGGCGGGCUACCCCUACCCCCAGCAGUAUGGCCAUUCCUACCAAGGCGCGCCUUUCUACCAGUUCUCCUCCACCCAGCCGGGGCUGGUGCCCGGCAAGGCGCAGGUCUACCUGUGCAACAGGCCACUCUGGCUGAAAUUUCACCGGCACCAGACAGAGAUGAUCAUCACCAAGCAAGGGAGGCGCAUGUUCCCUUUCCUAAGUUUCAACAUCUCCGGCCUGGAUCCCACGGCUCACUACAACAUUUUCGUGGAUGUCAUUCUGGCCGAUCCCAACCACUGGAGAUUUCAAGGAGGCAAAUGGGUUCCUUGCGGCAAGGCGGACACCAAUGUGCAAGGAAACCGGGUGUACAUGCACCCCGACUCCCCCAACACCGGGGCCCACUGGAUGCGCCAGGAGAUCUCCUUCGGGAAGCUGAAACUUACAAACAAUAAAGGAGCCUCCAACAACAACGGGCAGAUGGUGGUCUUGCAGUCCUUGCACAAGUACCAGCCCCGCUUGCACGUGGUGGAGGUGAAUGAAGACGGGACGGAGGACACCAACCAGCCGGGCAGAGUACAGACGUUCACCUUCCCCGAGACCCAGUUCAUAGCGGUCACCGCCUACCAGAACACCGAUAUCACACAGCUGAAGAUAGAUCACAACCCUUUCGCAAAAGGCUUCCGAGACAAUUAUGACACGAUCUACACGGGCUGCGACAUGGACCGGCUCACGCCCUCCCCCAACGACUCGCCCCGCUCGCAGAUCGUGCCCGGGGCCCGCUACGCCAUGGCGGGCUCUUUCCUGCAGGACCAGUUCGUGAGCAACUACGCCAAGUCCCGCUUCCACCCGGGCGCGGGCGCCGGCCCCGGGCCGGGCACGGACCGCAGCGUGCCGCACACCAACGGGCUGCUGUCGCCGCAGCAGGGCGAGGACCCGGGCGCGCCGUCCCCGCAGCGCUGGUUCGUCACCCCGGCCAACAACCGCCUCGACUUCGCCGCCUCCGCCUACGACACGGCCACCGACUUCGCCGGCAACGCGGCCACGCUGCUGUCCUACGCGGCGGCCGGCGUGAAGGCGCUGCCGCUGCAGGCGGCGGGCUGCACGGGGCGGCCGCUGGGCUACUACGCCGACCCGUCGGGCUGGGGCGCCCGCAGCCCGCCGCAGUACUGCAGCAAGUCCAGCUCCGUGCUGUCGUGCUGGCCCAACAGCGCGGCCGCCGCCCGCAUGGCCAGCGGCAACCCCUACCUCGGGGAGGAGGCGGAGAGCCUGGCCCCCGAGCGCUCCCCGCUGCCGGGCGCCGAGGACUCCAAGCCCAAAGAUUUGUCCGACUCCAGUUGGAUCGAGACCCCGUCCUCCAUUAAGUCCAUCGACUCCAGCGACUCUGGGAUAUACGAGCAGGCCAAGCGGAGGCGGAUCUCGCCGUCGGACACGCCGGUGUCCGAGAGCUCCUCGCCCCUCAAGAGCGAAGUACUGAGCCAGAGGGACUGUGAAAAGAACUGCGCCAAGGACAUCGGCUACUACGGCUUCUACUCGCACAGCUAGAGCCGCCCGGGCCCUCGGGCCCCGCCAGCGACCGCCGCCGGGCCUUUUGCACAGCGACCUCGGCAGUCAGCGCACUGAGCUCCACCUUUUCACCUGGGCUGCGAUGUCCCCGCGGGCCCCCGCCUGCAGGGGCCCCCGGCGCUGAGACCGCGACCCCGCCGCGGACUGUCCCAGCCUCCUCGGCCCACGUUAGACUCUCAAACACUCAGCGCUUCCUUCCUUUGCCCCUGGCUGGAUAGUAGGGGGUGGUAGUGAUAGUGGGACAGAGCCUGUGAGACGCCUGUACAUAGUGUUUAAUUCCCUGUACCGGAUGGUUCUGCUCUCUCCGUUCCCAUCGUGAAGUCACAAAACUAGCUCUCGUUUAACUUUCUCCAUCCCUCCCCUCCCCUCCCCCAGGUUCUCUCUCUCUUCCAAAUGCCUCUGGAAAGAUGAAAUGGCCCAGAGCUGUAGCAGCGAGUAAUGGGUUUCUCACUUCCCUGCAAUCCCGCGCAUGAAAUAAUUACUCUGUGCCCUGGGCUAACACAGCUAAGGAGUAGCUGAGCUUCCCCCUCGAACGGGGAGAGCUCCAUCUUGUAGGAAAGUCGAUUAAGUAGCAUGACGCCUUCAAACAGCAAAAUUAACUGCAUCUGUAUCUCUUUCCCCCCCUCUUUUAAAACGAACAGCUCGAUAUCAGCAAUAUUAUUAUUAUUAUUUAUUAUCCUUUUUUUGUUGCGUAUUUGUUCCCCCUCCCCCCCCUAAAGUGCCAAAUCCAUUACUGGUCUGUGCAGGUGCCAAAUAUGCUGACAAACUGUUUCCAAAUUUCUUUGCAGUUUCUCCCCCUUUAUUUAUAUUGCUGUAAAUCUUUGUAAUGAAUAAUCUACAAACGAUAUAGACGACUGAAUUGUUGGUAACCAUAGUGUAGUCCAGUGAAGAUGAAUUGUGAGCUGUAUAUUUUACUGCAUUUAGUUUCGGAAUUUGACUUUUUCAGAAGAGUAGAUGACUGAGAUCGGACUUCCUGGGGAAUACAGUAGGCGUGACAAGAAGAGUGGUCUUUCCUGUGAGCCUCUGACUUCAUGUGCGAAGGAGCAUUCACCCCCGCCCCGCGCCCCUGGAAGUAGAGUAGCGAGUCGGUCCGAUUCACGCAUCUCAUCUGGGGGACAAACCUACAAAGUUCAAUAUGCAUCGGGCUAAAGAUUCAGUCUAGAUUCCAGUCGACGGGGACACUUUCCUAAUAGAAAUUCAGGGUCAUAAACGUGUGCAUAUUUUUGACUCUCUUCUGUAAAUCUAAUGUUGUGAUUUUUAUAUUUGUUCUGUUACGUCUGUGGAACUGAAUGAUUUAUACAAGUACAUGCUCCAUUGAGAAAUGUUUCGUUUUUUGCCCGUUUGUAUUGUCUGUGUAUAACAAGUAAAAUAAACCUGGCAAAAAUAUAA
Messenger RNA from Alligator mississippiensis (American alligator), 3558 nucleotides. RefSeq names its product T-box brain transcription factor 1 (gene TBR1). NCBI's taxonomy places the organism in Eukaryota, Metazoa, Chordata, Crocodylia, Alligatoridae. The transcript has 6 exons. Gene Ontology annotation, cellular component: nucleus. Gene Ontology annotation, molecular function: RNA polymerase II cis-regulatory region sequence-specific DNA binding; DNA-binding transcription factor activity, RNA polymerase II-specific. The record is from RefSeq and is a predicted model, not a curated record. Bases 115 to 2148 code for a protein of 677 amino acids. Gene Ontology annotation, biological process: regulation of neuron projection development; positive regulation of DNA-templated transcription; regulation of transcription by RNA polymerase II.